Schistocerca piceifrons (Central American locust) is the source of this 2672-nucleotide messenger RNA. RefSeq lists its product as uncharacterized. Gene Ontology annotation, cellular component: extracellular region. The transcript has 8 exons. Gene Ontology annotation, biological process: innate immune response; central nervous system formation; regulation of Toll signaling pathway. Lineage: Eukaryota; Metazoa; Arthropoda; Insecta; Orthoptera; Acrididae. The record is from RefSeq and is a predicted model, not a curated record. Gene Ontology annotation, molecular function: Toll binding; growth factor activity. The coding region runs from base 17 to 1156 and encodes 379 amino acids.
CCGCCGCGCCGCGAGGAUGUGUCGCUUGUUGCUCCCGCCAGCGCUGUCGUGGCUCGUGCCGCUGCCCCUGCUGCUGGUACUGGCAACUGAAAUCUGUGCGCUGCCCCCACCCAGGGAAAUAUCGCCGCGUAGAACCGCUUUCGGUGCAGUAUACCGAGUGAAUGAUGGUAGUGUUCGUGCAUAUGGACCAUCGCAGUGGCAUAAUCCUAUGUCAAAUGUUCCUGUGAGACAGUCUGCUACAGAAGAGAACUUCAGUCCAUCCAUCCACCCAUAUGCUUCAGGAGAUUUUCCAAGAUUUCCACAUGGUGCUGGUGGUAAUCCACAUCCUCAACACAACCACGAGAAGAUAGUGAAUGCUAAUAGUGGCGAGCCCCAAGGCACAGUGCGGAGAGAAGUCACCCCAAUAAGAGAAUAUGCUGAUUCAUCACAGGGACAGAGGAACUCAAUACUGAGAACUACAGCUAGUCCAGUCUUUCAAGACAGUGGAAUCCUUCGACGAACAAGUGAAAAUCACAGACCCGAUUCUCGUGCCAGUUACCCAGAAACAGUUGACAGGAGAUCUGCUGGAGAUAUUGUAUUUCCUGAUAAGGCCCUGAAUUUCACUCCCAAAGAGGAUGUUAAGAACUGUUCUGAAGAUGGGACUAGUAUAUGUGACAAAAAUGUGCGAGAUUAUCCCUAUCAUUAUAUUGAAGAGGUUAUAUCAAACUCAGCUUAUGACUUCAGUAGCUACUUUCAAGAUGAUCAUAUUUAUGAGGAUGUUGCAACAAGAAUUGAUGCAGAUGCCAAUGAUGACUCAGUAUGUGACUCUGAUGAGACUGUGCUGUACCCUAAGGUUGGCCAGAAUGCAGAUGAUCGAACAUUAUUCAUUGUUAAUAAUGAUGGAAACUACAAGCAAGGAGUUAGGGUAGAGAAAUGCAGGAGGAAGGAGCAGUCACCUUGUGAUCCAAAGCUGGUGGUUCCAACAGGUUUCAAAACACAUUGCAAACAGAAAUACAUAUAUAGGAAACUGCUAGCUUUGCAGCCAAAUGGUGAACCAGUACCUGACAAUUUCAGGAUUCCUUCGUGUUGUAGUUGCUAUAUUUCAAAGGACUUAGCAACUUUUAGAGGUUUAUUUGGCCCCAAGGACCAACAGCAAACACCAUCUGUAAGGCAGUGAGAAAAUCAAAUGGUAUUAUGCACUGCAAUGUAAUUGUUACUGGAAGGAGAAUCCAUCUCCUUGCACUAGUGUCGACAUGCUUUACAACCAGUCUGCCCAUUCUUCAAUGAAUUUGAAGUUAUAAAGAACCAAAAUGUUACUGUAGAAUUCACAAUUUUCUAUAGGAAAUCUUAAUUAUAUGUCUGCAGUGUUUUCAAAAACAUCACAAUGGAUUCAAAACACAUGCAAUAAAGUUCUGCUAAGAAGAAAAUGAAUGUUACAUUCACUCAUGUUGUCCAGUACUUGAGCUGUGAUUCAGAGGAUAUUGAAGUAAACAGAGUUCAGAAAAUGUUGUUAUCAAAACAUUUCAGGUCAGGAUCCAUUUACUUUUAUACAAAAACAAAUUGAACAGUAUAGCUGGUGAUACUGUGUUACUGUCAUGUGUUCAAUCUUGUGUAAAACUAUUACACAUUUCAAUAAGGACGGGUGUCAUCAUAGACAUUUGAUCAUAAAUAAUCUUGAAAAAAAAUUUAUCUUGACGUUAUUAAUGUGGGAAAAAAAUCUAAGAACUGAUGCUUCUAGGCAGACUGUAAGUAGACUAAUAAAGGCAAAUUGAGUGAAUGAGGAGUGAAACCAUAUGUGAUAAAGCCAUAAUUUAAAAUUGAAUUAUAACCACAAAAUGUUGAAAGCAACUGUGCAUGGGAUAAUAUUAGAUUGUUAUUCAAGUUGAUCAUUUGGUUUCAUGGAACAUUUGUUGUUAUGAAACUGAUGUACUAUUGUUUAAUUUUCUCUCUGUAACACUAUUCACUGAAACACUAUCAGUUUUACUUCCGUCUGCUCAGCUUCCCACUGGAAUACAUUUACUUUUUUUUGUACUAACUUUUACUAUUGUACUGUAAGAGGAAGCUAUUCGAAAUCUCAUCAUAGCCUUACUUUAAAAGUUCUUCAUCCUUGAGAUUAUUACAAUGUAGUAUUUUCUGUGCACAGUGUUAAUGUUUACUAUGUUAAAAAGCAGUUUUUCCUGAGGCAAAAGAGAAAAAAUGUGAGUAACAGAAACUGUUUAACACAGACAUAACAUUUCAUGUUAAAUUGUUCAUAAGCAAUAAUAAAGGAAAUUGUCAGUUGCGUUGUUUCUUCAGAUUUGCAGUGUAUAUGCUGAACCCAAGACAAAAUAAUGAACUAGUCACAGUGAGAUGGUAUAUUUAACUUUCAUCAAAAUACUGAAGUAUUUUUAAAAUGUUUUGAGUGUACUAUUACGUGUGAUUCCAGUUAAGAGCAUCCGCAUUGAUAUGUUACUGAAAGUUACAGUUGAAAGUGUUUGACCUUCAUCAGCCUGAGUAAAGUACAAUUAAUUUUAGAUUGUAGAUGGAGGUGAAACUUUUCUUUAUAAAAUGUAAAUUUAACCUGUAUCUUUCUUAUAGCUUUUGUGAUAAAUAUUGUCAUUGUCUGCCACUUUAGUUUUAAUAAUUUUAUUUAAUGUAAAUAUUUAUUAAAAUGAUUGAUUGAUGCUUGUAUUGUAGGAAAUAUGUUUAAGUAU